ACACUUCAAAUGCCUCUGUCCUUUUUAUGUGCUCUGAUAAAUAUCACAGGUGAAAUCAAAAGUGCGGGACUGCGAGCGGCGGGGAGAAUCUCUCGGAGGUGUUUGGAGCGGCAGCGCGUCACGGGUGUGCCGCACGUGCGGGGCGUGGAGCGGCGGUAACUAUAAGAAGGAGAGGAGAGAGGGGAGGACAAGAGCAGAGAGGAGGAGGGGAGCGGAGGCAUCACCGCAGGAGAAACAAAACCAAACCCCGGAGACAGGAGGCUGCGAGGCUGUGGAGGUCGAGGAGAAGCGCGGUGCGGUCCACAGGUCGGAGCCCCCGGAAAGCGGCUUUAGCAUCCUUAGCGCUAACACUAAGCUAACAAGGAAUGUUAACUCUAGGCUUUUCUAGACCAGAGGCCUGCAGCAUCCUCCACUAAAACUAGAACGACCUCAGUGCCGACGGAUGACCCCAUCCAACGAGCACCUAGUGAAUUUGACCUGACGGUGGAUUCUACAGCUUCCAUCCAGACAGCAAACCAAGCAGAGCAUUCCUCUUUUUAAACAAUUGCUUCCUUUGCCUUGACUUUAUAGACACUUUUUUUUUUCUUUUGGAAAGCUUGAGAUAGCUGCGAUUCUUUCGAAGAAGAGAGAUUUUAAAGGUGAUCUUUCAAAAUGGGCCCUGGAAUGGAAGCAGCGGACAUCGCUGUGGUUGGCCUGUAUUUCAUGCUGGUGCUUGCCAUCGGGUGUUUGGCUAUGUGGAAGGCCAAUCGCAGCACUGUGAAAGGCUACUUCCUGGCCGGACGCUCUAUGACCUGGAUAGUGAUCGGGGCGUCGCUCUUCGUCAGCAACAUUGGCAGUGAACAUUUCAUAGGCCUGGCGGGGUCGGGAGCAGCGAGUGGCUUUGCUGUAGGAGCCUGGGAGUUUAAUGCACUUCUACUUCUGCAGUUGCUCGGCUGGGUGUUUAUCCCAGUCUACAUCCACUCGGGAGUCUUCACGAUGCCACAGUACCUCUCCAAACGCUAUGGUGGCAACAGGCUGAAGGUGUACUUUGCUUGCUUGUCUGUGUUACUUUACAUUUUUACCAAGCUGUCUGUGGACUUAUACGCCGGAGCUCUGUUUAUUCAGGAGUCCCUGGGGUGGAACCUGUAUUUGUCUAUUGUUCUGCUCAUCAGCAUGACCGCUCUACUGACCGUCACCGGUGGGCUCAUAGCAGUGCUGUACACGGACGCCCUUCAGGCAGUGCUGAUGAUCGGUGGAGCCCUGACGUUAACUAUCAUGAGCCUGAUCAAGGUUGGUGGACUGGACGGUGUCAGAACUAAAUACAUGCAGGCAGUUCCUAAUGUCACUGCUAUAAUAGCCACUGGAAACUACACCUAUUCCCCUUCUUGUCGCAUCGAGCCCAAACCGAACUCCCUGCGCAUCCUUCGAGGUCCCCUGGAUGAAGACAUCCCCUGGCCAGGCUUCAUUCUUGGCCAGACCCCUGCAUCCAUCUGGUAUUGGUGCGCAGACCAGGUCAUUGUUCAGAGAGUUCUCGCAGCAAAGAACAUUGCUCACGCCAAAUGCUCAACUCUCAUGGCAGGCUUCCUCAAGAUCCUGCCGAUGUUUGUGAUCGUGAUUCCAGGAAUGAUCUCCCGCAUCUUGUUUGCGGAUGAGAUUGCCUGCAUCGGCCCAGAGCACUGCAUGGCAGUGUGUGGUUCUCAGGCCGGCUGCUCGAACAUCGCCUACCCGCGCCUGGUUAUGGCCGUGAUGCCCGUGGGACUCAGGGGCCUCAUGAUGGCGGUCAUGAUCGCAGCUCUGAUGAGCGAUCUCGACUCAAUCUUCAACAGUGCCAGCACCAUCUUCACUCUGGACAUCUACCAAACAGUUCGGGAGGCGGCGUCCCAGCGCGAGCUCCUCAUUGUCGGCCGCAUGUUUGUCGUGUUGAUGGUCGCAAUCAGCAUUGCCUGGGUCCCUGUCAUCAUUGAGAUGCAAGGAGGGCAGACAUACCUCUACAUCCAGGAAGUUGCUGGAUACCUCACCCCACCAAUCGCAGCCCUCUUCCUGCUCGGUGUCUUCUGGAAACGGUGUAAUGAAACAGGUGCCUUCUGGGGAGGUAUGACCGGUUUCACACUCGGUACCCUACGACUGAUCUUGGCUUUCAUCUACCGGCAACCUCGCUGUGACCAGCCGGACGACAGGCCCGCAUUCAUCGUUCAUGUCCACUACAUGUAUUUUGCGGCCGGGCUCUUCUGGAUCUCUGGUUUGGUGGCAGUGAUAGUUAGUCUCUGCACACCUCCACCGAACGAGGACCAGGUUCGUACUACCACGGUCUGGGGCCUUCGCAACAUUGAAAAGGUUCCCCCGAAGAACAGAGAUGAAGCGUAUCACCUUACAGAGAAGAACCAUUAUAACGGUGACGGUCGCUUCCAUAAAGAAAUCCCCCCAGAUGUACAAAAAGAGAAGUGCCCGGACGGCGCGGAUGUCAGACUCUUAGUGCCGUCCACCGACCACGACCCGGCGACCCCAAGUACUGAAACGUCGCCAGCCACCACCCCAGCAGAACAGUUCAGUAGAGGAGGGAUGGAGAGGAUCAGAGAAGACAAAGACUUGAGUGCUGAUGGGAGAUCCAGUCAGUGCAUGCGUCUAAUGGAUUGCUUUUGUGGAUAUGAAGACGGAACAAAAAGCACUCAGCCCAAAUUGGCAGAAGAUGAAGCCAGAGCGAUUGCAGAAAUGUUGUAUGAACCGCCAAGAGUGAAGAUAUUCCUCAACCUGGGCCUGCUGUGCGUCUGCUGUGUGGGCAUCUUCAUGUUUGUUUAUUUCUCACUGUAGUGAAGCCCUGCGCUGGACUAACAGGGACUGGUGUGGGGUUUGUAGCUGCUUUUUUUACAGGUGUCUGUCACGCUUCAGCCUGUUGCGAAGGGUUGAAUUUUCAGAUAUGAGAAGCUCUGUCUGUAAUAUUUACAGUUGUCUUUUGUAGCUCUCUUAACAGGGAUUUAAGCUUAUUCUAAUCAUUUUUUUUAAAUGAUUAAAGCCUCAUUAAGAAGAAGAAAACAAAGUAUUUCUAUGACCAACUCUUCUUUGGCACUUAUUUGUCCAGUUUGUACAGCGCUUGUUAAUCCUGCAUUCAAACUGGGAUUUAUAAAACUUUGAAUUUGUUAUAUGCCUUAUCUGACACAUGCACUUGUCUAUUUCAUUGUGAAAGAAUCUAUGUAAUUUGUGAUUAAAAAAAAAAAUUCCCGUUGAGUGUCUUAGUUGCUGUAGCAGUCAUAUCUCUACAUUAACUUAAAUGAUUCAGUUUGAAGCCAUGACAGUUUUGUUUGAGUGACUUUGACUAAGCUAUAUUGGUAGAAUUUCUAAUAUGUUAUUGCUUAGAUUUGUAUUGUGCCCUGCAAGGUUGUUUUUCAUGUUUUCACCAAAUAUAUAUUUUUUUGUUUUGUUUUUCCAUUUGCUUGAUAGAACUUGUUUUAAUUUGUAUCCCAGUCUGUUGUUCAUCAAGGCUCUGUUAUAAAUUCUGCAAAACUGGAAAUAUUGUAUCUGAGUCCAUUAGUGAAGCUUCUGCUGUGGUUACUAUUUGGUAUUCAGAGUAUGUUCAUGCUUAGCAGCACACUACAGUGAGAAAAGCACAAGAGUAGUUUUAUUUUCCCUCCUUUUCACAAGAACGAGAUCUACAGCUGUAUUGCUAUUUUUAAUAGUUCAUAUACAAUGUUUUUUCUACUACUGUGAUAUGUUGUAAUAUUUUUUGGUGUGUGACUUUAUGCCAUUGUUCAAAACCAACAUACAGCUUUUUAUGCACUCAUGUAUCAUACAAAAAAAAAGCUGCAAAUACCAAUGCUUAUGACUCUAUAUCAGGUUGUAUUUUAUGCGUUUGUUCAUUCUGUUUUCCAGGUUUUUGAGAAGUGUGUCUAGUUUCCUGUAUUCUGUUACUGUUGUGUUCAAUGCUUUUCAGAGAUCACUGUAAAACCCACAAUAUAUAGUUCUCCAAUUGUAGGCUUAACACUUGCAUAUCUACUGUGUCUAUAUAUUUGUGAGUGCUGCAGUGCUGAAAUAUCAUUUAAACAUGUUUUACAUACAUAUUUUACCAACCUCCCACCAAAUGGGAAACACUGAAGCAGAAAUAAGAAACUGUUUAGUAUCGAAAAAAGUUUUGUGCAGCGAUCACAUCUAUCCAAAGCUUUGAUAUAAAAAUGCUUUUUCAUUCCGUAUGUUUUCACUCACCUUCAUUGGGCAGAGAGGAUGAAAAACAGGAAGGUUUCAGCUGUUUCUUGCCGGAGUGUUUCAGUUGUUUGCCUUCUGGAUCGUGAUCAUUAUUCCCACAAUGUAUCCUCCACACAACAACUUCUCAACCCCGCGAUAUGAGAAACAUAAGUGCAAAAUGCUUUUUUGUGUGUUCUAUUAUUGACAGCAGUGUUGAAUGACCUCUGUUUAAAGUCUCGGCGUCAUAAUUUGGUUGUUCUCCGUCGAUGUUGGGCACAAGUGAUGCAUAACAAGGAAGAUUGUAUGAGAAAAAUGCUGUAUGGAAAAGAGCUUUAAAAAUGUUGUUUCUCCCCAUUUUUUCUUUCUGAGAGAAUAAAUGUUAUUUUUUAUGAAUUUUAUUUUUAGAGGCUGAAAUAAAGUUCCUGUGGAUACAAAAAAAUACAAAUGAGUUGUCAUCCUUUAUAUUCAUGAAUAAAUGAUUCACUUUAGUGUCAACAGUUAUUUUUCUACAACAGAAUCUCACAUUCCGUCAUGUGAUUAUCAGCUGCUUCAAAGAUCAGUUGCUUUUUGAUAAUGAGAACAAUCUGUUCAGAGCCAGUCCAGGAUCAGGUGAUUCCAGGUAUCAGUACACAACAUUCAUGCAAUUAUAUAAAAAAAAAAAAAGCAACUGACUCACAAAUCCCCACUUCAUUCUUUUCUUAAAUACAUAUCCUCUUUAAUCCUUAG
Salarias fasciatus (jewelled blenny) is the source of this 4878-nucleotide messenger RNA. RefSeq names its product solute carrier family 5 member 3b (gene slc5a3b). Gene Ontology annotation, biological process: transmembrane transport; myo-inositol transport; inositol metabolic process. Lineage: Eukaryota; Metazoa; Chordata; Actinopteri; Blenniiformes; Blenniidae. Gene Ontology annotation, cellular component: plasma membrane. Gene Ontology annotation, molecular function: D-glucose:sodium symporter activity. The coding region runs from base 652 to 2787 and encodes 711 amino acids. The transcript has 2 exons. The record is from RefSeq and is a predicted model, not a curated record.